UUAUUGUUCUAUUUUGUUCUGUUCUCUGUAUAAUUAGGGUGUAUUGUACUAGUCCAGUCAUAUCAUGUGAAAUUUAAUAGUUUCUUCCGUGAAUUGUGAAAUAUUGUGACGUAUCUUUACUAUAGAGUGUGUAAGAAUAUAAAUGGUUUCUUUAUUGACUAAAGUUCGGUAUUGUAAGUAAGGAAUAGUUCAAAUCUUGCGUUAUUGUUCUAUGUUGUCUCAGUAACCAAAAAUCCUUUCCGUUGCACAUACUCGGUCCUGUCAAGAUUGAACAUGUCAGUUACCUUGAAUGUAGAUGAAAAAUCUGAGACAAAUGGCUUAAAAAGAGACUCUUCCGAGAAAACUAGUGAGCUACAUGGUGAAGACUCUGCUAAAAAAGCCUUAUACGAAAAGCAGGACAGGAUAAAGAAAAGAAAAAUCGCUAUGAUGAUUUCUUAUUUAGGACAGGGAUAUUUGGGAUUACAGAGAAAUCCUGGCACAAAAACAAUAGAAGAGGACCUAUUGGUAGCUAUGCUGAAGGCUGGCUAUAUCAGUGAUGACGUGUUCAACCAGCCUCAACUGAUACAGUUCCAGAGAGCUGCCAGGACAGAUAAAGGAGUAUCAGCUCUUCGUCAGAUUCUCUCAAUGAAACUGCCGGAGAAUGCGGAUGUGGAAGUGAUCAACCAACACUUACCUGAGCAAAUACGAGCAAUGGCGAUGAUGCGAGUGACCAAAGGUUUCAACUGCAAGAGUAACUGCGAUGCCCGCACUUAUUCGUACAUGAUGCCCACCUUUGCCUUCGCCCUGCAUGGCACCGAUGCUAACGAGACAUUCAGGCUCUCACCUGAAACUCGUCAGCGUGUUGGUGAAGUCCUCAAGAUGUUUGAGGGGACUCACAAUUUUCAUAAUUUUACUUCUAAAAAGUUAGCAACAGAUCCUAGCGUCAGCAGGUAUAUCAUCAGUUUUACGUGCGAAGAUCCAUUUGUUAUAGACGACUUAGAAUUCGUUAUACUUAAAGUCAAAGGUCAGAGCUUCAUGCUGCACCAGAUCCGAAAGAUGGUAGGUUUGAUGAUCGCCAUCGUGCGUGGACUCACCACCAGUGACACACUUACCCGUUCAUGGGACCGUGAGAAGCUGGACAUCCCCAUAGCCCCAGGACUGGGUCUGUUGCUGGAGGAGGUUCAUUACAACAGGUACAACUUCAGGUACGGCAAUGAUGGAGUGCACGAUCUGAUAGACUGGAGUCGAUGGGAUGAUCAAGUUGAGCAGUUCAGACGGAAGUUCAUUCUCCCCACUGUUGUAGAAACAGAGAAAAGUGAAAAAUCUAUGCUGACUUGGCUGGACUCUCUCAAUCUCCACAGCUUUGACGUAAGGACUGAACACAUCCAGUCAGAGCUGGAUCAGGCUUUGAGGAAGAGCAAAGGGAUCCUGUGUCCACCAGUCCUCGAAGACCCGCUCAUACCCACCACACUCCCCAUGGAGACAGCAAGAUGAUUCUCUACUGUUUCUCAUCAUAAGAGUAUCAAGGGCUGAGCAACUCAUAACUGUGAUGAUUAUUGUAUAUGUUGACAUAAAAAUGCUUAAGCCAUAGCUUAAGCUAUGGAUUUAGAAUGCAGGAUAUAAUCUUCAACAAAGAAUUCUAUCAGUUGUAUUUCUCAUAAAUGUGCAUCAUUUGAUUAUAUGUGAAGAGUCAACAUCAAUGAUUAAAAGUAGGUGAAAAAUUAUCAUAGUUAAAAAUUGCAAGUAAGAUAACUUAUAUUUUUUUAUUGCUAAAUUAUUAAUAGCUUUUUCAAGGCUGGUUUCAACGAUACAAUUAAAGAACACAAAAACGCAUAAACUUGUGUAUCAAAACUCCGCAAUGGUUUCAUAGAAAUAAUAGAAUAACUUUAAGUCAUGUAUUUGUAUUCUUUUUUUAAUUUUUGUCAAUAUCGUUAUAUAAAUUUGACAUAACUAGGUGUAGAUUUUUAUUAAUAAUAGUUCCAGCAAUAUAAAUUUGUAAUAUUAAAGUCCUUUUAGCUGGAGUUUUUAGAUAAUACACAUGAACUUGUCAACUUUGGGCACUCUUUUUGUUUGUCAAGUGUAUUAUAAUAUAGUGUGCAAUUAAGGUAAUGUUUUUAAUUUAUUAUGAUAUACUGUAUUUAACCUAUUUAUUUUCAUAAAAAAUGUGUAUGUAAUUUUAAUUUUAAGUAUGGUUGAGUCUAUUCGGUUUGCAUAUUGCACGUAACAUUAAAUAAAAAUGUCUAUUCUGAUUCUUGUUUCACAGCUUACACAAUGGUCAUUACUUAAAACUUUUUUGGUUGUGGUUAACAUUACAUGAAUAUGAGAUGUUAGAAUUUUACAUUUUUAGCUACAAAACUUAUAAUUUAAGUUUCAUAUUUGUCAUAGGUAAAAUUUAAGAAAAGCAUUGUAGAACCUACUUUUAUUUAAUUAAUAAUGUACCAGAAAGCACAGGUAAACAUAGAUGAUCCAGACUGACUGAAAACACAUUGUCUAGUUGUGCUCUAAUUUCUCUCUGUCUCUCUCUAUUGUGUUGGAAAGUUAGAAUAUCAUGUCAUUGUGAGAGUUUGUUAUUGUCUUGUUUGUGUAUUAUAAUAGUUAAUUAUAUUAUAAAACUAUAUAUUUUGUAUAACACAGACACAAUUUUUAUGAUACAAAAUAUUAUAAAUUUGACAGCUAAUUAAUGUUAUAUGUACUACUAAUAUCUAAACAAUACCACAUAAAAAUGCCUUGUUUUUCAUCCAAAUGAACCAAAUGCCUUCAUAAAAAAGUACAUGUUAUUCAUUUUGUAUAAAGGAGAAAUUUUUCUCAAUACUAAUUCGAUUUUAGAUUACUCUUAACAAUUUGUAUGACAAUUAUUGUAUUUUUUGAAUGGCUGCUACUUUACUGUUAAAAUGUGUACAACACUCAAAAAUUAAAUCCAUUUGAACUAUGGUGUGUAAAAUAUAAUAUUGUAUGUGAUAGUGGCUCAGUCUGUAACUAAUUUAUUAGAAAUUAAAUCUUUUUUACAAA
Molecule: messenger RNA, 2988 nt
Organism: Homalodisca vitripennis (glassy-winged sharpshooter)
Lineage: Eukaryota; Metazoa; Arthropoda; Insecta; Hemiptera; Cicadellidae
Product: tRNA pseudouridine synthase A-like
Exons: 8
Coding region: 274-1473 (399 amino acids)
Biological process (GO): mRNA pseudouridine synthesis; tRNA pseudouridine synthesis
Cellular component (GO): nucleus
Molecular function (GO): pseudouridine synthase activity; RNA binding
Source: RefSeq, a predicted model, not a curated record